AUGGAGUGGCGAACAACACAGGGUCACAGCCCAGAAAUAAUGGUCAAAAAUCCACCAUACCGAUCCAAUCAUACAUCAGUUGAAGCUGGAAAAUACUUGGAAUGUGAACAAAAUGAGAAGAAAGGGAAGUCAGCAGCAACAGAUGAUAAACAACAAUCAAAACCAGCAAACGGGAGUAAUUUUGAACCAAAACAGCUUCACCAAAACUCAGGAACACACUACAGAAAUCUGAAACUUGUGGAUAACGAGUGGGAAUUUUUAGAGGUUCCAAACUUGUUUUCUAAGGGCAAAAAUCACGUACUCACAUACGUAGAUGAUCCCGAAGUUGUAGAUUUUAAUGAAACUCCAAUAAUAGAUGAUCUUCUAAAUCGUUCUAUUGCGGAAGGCCAACUUUACAAGGAGACACUGAUGAUUGUGUUGAAAAACUACGGUAUUCGAAAGAAAAUUCACUUUAAGGUUGAUCGAUCAAGUCCAUCAAGAUACUGCCCGGUAUGUGUCAAUAACCGUUGCGCGUGGUUUUUCAAGUCUUCAUCUCUAAACAAGUCAAAAAAAUUUAGGAUUAGAAAAUUCAGUAAGGAUCACACAUGUUCGGCGAAGGAUAUAUUGUUUACACAUCAAGUAGCUACUGCUCCUGUAAUUGGAAGAAUUAUCUGUGAUAAAUAUGUUGAUCUUAAAACAGUAUACACUGGAACAGACAUAAUGAAAGACAUGAAAAAAUAUUAUGGUAUUGACUUAAGCUACUGGAAGGCAAAUAGAUCAAAGCAAAAGGCACCUCAGUUUUUGAGAAGAGACCCAAGCGGGUCGUAUGCAAAGUUGCUGAUCUACUUAUAUAUAUUGAUGCAUUCCAAUCCCGGGUCAGUUGUGAGUUUGAGAAAAUCGGAUGUAGGAUACUUCAUGUAUGCUUUUGUCGCAUUAAAUGCAUCAAUUAUGGGAUGGGAGUUUUGCAAACCUAUUGUUCUGGUUGAUGGAAGCUUCCUUAAAGCAACAUACAGAGGGAUGUUACUCAUAGCUUGCUCGCAAGAUGCUAGAGGCAAGAUUCUACAACUUGCAUAUGCAAUUGUUGAUUCGGAGAAUGAUGCCUCAUGGGGGUGGUUCUUCGAAAGGUUCAAAGAAGCAUUCGGUGACAGAGAUGACAUGUGCAUUGUAUCGGACAGGAACGAGAGCAUAGCGAAGGCGACUUCGGUAGUGUAUCCUCAAGUAUCUCAUUGUAUUUGUAUAUGGCAUCUAUUGAAUAACAUAAAAUACAGAUACAAGAGGAACCCAGAAGAGCCAAGAGAUAUAUAUUUCUCUACGAUAAGAGGAUAUACCAUUCAAGAGUUUAAUCACCAUAUGACAGAGAUGGAACAAAUAGAUGAAAGAGUGAAGGAUUACUUAUUUGAUAUUGGGUAUCACAGGUGGUGUAGAGCGCAUGCAAAAGUCAACAGAACAAUGACAAUGACUUCCAAUAUUUCAGAGUCAUUAAAUUCAGCAACUAAAGAUGAGAGGGAUCUUCCUGUACAACAAUUACUGGAAGAAAUUCGAAUGUUGAUCGAGAGGUGGAACUACACAAAUUGA
Nicotiana attenuata is the source of this 1554-nucleotide messenger RNA. RefSeq lists its product as uncharacterized. The transcript has 6 exons. The record is from RefSeq and is a predicted model, not a curated record. Lineage: Eukaryota; Viridiplantae; Streptophyta; Magnoliopsida; Solanales; Solanaceae. The coding region runs from base 1 to 1554 and encodes 517 amino acids.